Molecule: messenger RNA, 3113 nt
Organism: Zootermopsis nevadensis
Lineage: Eukaryota; Metazoa; Arthropoda; Insecta; Blattodea; Termopsidae
Source: RefSeq, a predicted model, not a curated record
UGACUCAGUGUAUUCUUUUAGGUGAAAAUCAACGUUUCAGAGGAAUCAACCACCUUCAUCUUCAGGACCAAACCAUCUUCCAGACUACACAACGUCAUUACUAACAACACCAAAACCAAAAUCUACACUGAUAUGGAGCAUAAAUUGGACAUUCGAAUAUAAUGAGGGACAGCUGAUAUUCAGUCACAAAUUCAGCACGCAAUUUUGAAGCCUUAAGAUUGUCUUAAAUUCGUCGCAUGAAAUAGAACUGGACAUGAAUCGAGCCAGUAAGAUGGAUAACGCGUCCAACGAUUUAGAUAAUGACCUCAUGAAGGAAUUGGAGUGUCCAGUCUGUUUACAAUAUAUGAAGUCGCCGAUAUCAAUGUGUCAAAAUGGCCACAGCAUUUGUAACGGCUGCAGAUCGAAACUGAACAACUGUUUUUACUGCAGGCAACCUUUCUUAAAAGUGAGAAAUUUGGCGCUAGAGAAUUUGUCGACAGUGUUGUUACCUCCAGGCUUAAUCUCCAAGAUAUCCGAUCCUUCACAUAAGAGUUACAAGUGUCCGUUUGCUACAAUAUCGAAUGAGGAUUGUAGCUGGGUGGGAUCGCUUCCGGACAUGAGGGGUCAUAUAAAGAUUAUCCACACUGGUGGAGAGGACACGCAAGAAUCUGGUGGACGGUUUAACGUUAUUCUCACAGAUUUGUCACCUGAACGGCAUUAUAGGAAAGCAGUGUGGAUUGCCGAUGAAUUAUUUUAUAUAGUUUGGGAAAUAAAAGAUGGCAACUUCUUUUGUGUAGUGUUAUGUGUAGGUUCAAAGAAUAAAUCUUCCAAAUUCAUGUACAAAUUUUCUUUAACAGCAGAAAAUGAGAAGAAAAAAAUAUCAAUGUGUUUCCAAACACGAAGUGUCGUGCAAGAAAUAGAGCAGGUGCUCGCACCUGGACACUGCGUUGUUCUACAUUUUGACACAGUUUUGAAGUUUUUGAACUCUGAUAAAUGUCUGUCUUGUGACUUUGAAAUCAGUCCGAUUGAAGCAGAAUCAGGCGCCGAUAAGAAUCAGCCAAAGACUGUUACAGCUAAAACAGUCGACAGGGACUCUGACAGUGUCAGAGUUAAAAGAGAAUUCCUCAGAGAACAAAAGGCGCCAAUGAAACGCGAGUUCCUAGAUUCGCGUGAUGACAUACCCCAUGAAACACAUAGACCAGGCAGACAUGUUGGACGAGGUAAGGUAAUUUGGCGUGGUCCUCGGGACAGAUCUGUCGAAUCACACUUUCAACAUAUAUCACGAGACCGCGACUUCCGAAACAGAGGCGGAAUUCUUGGAAAGCAUUCUAACAUAGGCCGGAGUCUGACAGAUCUAGGCAACGAAGCGCAUUAUCGAGACAAAGAAACUCCUGCGGUGGUUAAAAUGCGCGAUUCAGUUCGUCUCAAAAUAAACGCUUCAUCCACUUCUCCAGCUGCAAAACGUGAAACAAGUGAUAAACUUCCCAAAAUUUCUCUGACAUCUGCAAAAGGAAUGCCAAGAACUGAAGGUGCCAAACUUUCGGAGUUGACAAAGUCACAGGAUAAAUUCCAGGCAAAUGAUACCAAAGUUAUCUCUUCAUCUAAUUUUCCAGUUUCAAAAGGACUGCCAAGAGAUGAACGUACCAAACUUUCGGAGUUGACAAAGUCACAGGAUAAAUUCCAGGCAAAUGAUACCAAAGUUAUCUCUUCAUCUAAUUUUCCAGUUUCAAAAGGAGUGCCAAGAGAUGAACGUACCAAACUUUCGGAGUUGGGAAAGUCACAGGAUGCUGUCCAAUCUAUUUAUCCGAAGCUUGAAUCGUCUCACCUAUCACUUAUGGACGAUUAUCAAACGACUAGCGUUUCUCCAAUUGAUACAUUUCAUGAUGUAGUCGAAACAAAUAGUUCUAAAGUCAUUUCCAAUGCUUCUGUUGUAAGAUACACCCCCAGCAAUCAAAGAACAGACUUGUCUCAAAAUACUCGCACGUUCCCUGCUGAUAAUCGACCAGAUUCGUUGACUUCACCUGAAGAAACCUGGAAAUGUUUCGUAUGUGGACAACUUGCUCCAAAGAUGCUGACGAAUUAUUUUUCACUUAUCGAUUUGGCACCACCUGGAACUACCUGGAAAUGUAAAUUAUGUUGCCAGUGGAGAGCUUGAAGUGUAGAUCUAGGGGCAGCACUUACCAUAAGUCUUUGAGAGGAUAAAAUUAUUCUGAACAAUGUUUGGUAGUUUUACUUCUGUCUUCAAGAAAACAUAAGAAAUAUCUCGUGUAAAUGACAUUGAUCAAUACAGCUUACGAGGUAAAGAUGUUCUGAGAGCAGCUUGCCUAAGUACUAAAUGUUAAAGUAUCUGGUGUACAUAUUUACAAUUUUCCUAGAAAACUGUUUAAAUGUGUUUAGUGUUUUAAAUAUAUUUCGCUAAUGCGAAAACAAAUUAGUUUUUAAUCUGGAACGUGAGGACACUUUUAUUGAACUGUUUGUGACUGGAGAGACAAAUAUUACAGAGUGCCGCGGAAAUUUGUGUAUGAGGGCUUUGAUGCGUGCAAGGGUUUACUUUUAUGUAGGCGUAGGACUACUUGUGGUCUUGAAGCAGAGACUGUAUAUCUGUUAAGUAUUAAACACUGUAUAAAUGAAUGGAUUCCCUGUGGUUUUAUGCUAAAGCUUUAGAAGUAGUUUCAUUUACCAUGUGGUAGGCAAACUAAGAACGCUAUAUCACACGUCUCCACUCUUUGAAAUGCUGGGUGCCUGGUAUCCGCCAUUGCUAUAAGCUGGAAUGAAAUCAGAAACAUUCUAACGCUGACUUGAAGUUUGUGAUGAAUUUUAUCAGGAUCGUGGUGACGGAAAUGAGACCAAUCAGGUACAACACUUGGGGCAGGAGCGACUUCAAAAUUAUAGAAUUAGGCCUGGAGAAUUGUUUACAUUCUUUUCGGCACAUAUGGCCACAUCUCGUCACACCGUUACAAUAAGUCAUGCGUAGUCACGAUUUGUCACGGCUCAAGGCGUUCCCUCGUCACUCUUUCAAAGGAUGUCACGCCUAGUCACACUUUGUCACCCUUGGUCACGCUUUUAAUAUCUUGGUGAUGUUUUAACACUCAAGGCGUCCCCUCGUCACUCUUUCAAAGGAUGUCACUCCUAGU